GCCUGGGCCUCCCCCACCCCCCCUCCAGGUUUCGCGGUCGCCUUGACGACCAGGCGGCCUGCAACGGCGGCGGGGUUUAGUCGUUGAGCGGGCCUGGGAACCAGGCCCCUGCGGACCUCGCCCAACUCGGCCGGCCCCUGCCGGAGUCAGUCCCAGCUCCCUCCGAACAGGGACUAUGAGAAAAUGGUCGGGCAAACGAGGAGUAAGCUCAAUGAAGCGGCUUCAGAGCCGUUGCAUUCACCCCGCUCCACGCAGUAUAAGCGGCGGCGCCGGGCCACCGGAGCUGGGGAGCCGGAGUUGGAGGAGGAACCGAAGGAGGAGGUGAAAAAGCCCCAGCUGCCUUUGCCUGUAGGCGGGGGGAACCUGCCAGGGGGCGCCCGGAGAUACUCGCCGCGAAGGACCCGAAACCUGAACGCGCAGAAUUGCAUGCAGCUGGAGGUGGUCUCAAAGACACUUGUUCUGGACCGCUUCCAAUUCCUCAGCUGUUUCCUGGAGCAACUCCGCGACAAGGUGCAUCUAUUGCAGAGACGUCAGUUCACGGGCAGGAUCACCUUCUGCAUAGCUGUCUUUGUGGGAGUUUUGCACUGGAUGCAUUUGGUAACACUUUUUGAAAAUGAUCGUCAUUUUUCUCACCUCUCAUCUUUGGAACGGGAGAUGACUUUUCGCACUGAAAUGGGACUUUAUUAUUCCUACUUCAAGACCAUUAUUGAAGCGCCUUCAUUUUUGGAAGGACUGUGGAUGAUUAUGAAUGACAGGCUCACUGAAUAUCCCCUUGUAAUUAAUACAGUGAAACGCUUCCAUCUUUAUCCAGAGGUGAUUAUAGCCUUCUGGUAUCGUACAUGUGUGGGAAUAAUGAAUUUAUUUGGGUUAGAAACUAAGACCUGCUGGAAUGUGACCAGAAUAGAACCUCUAAAUGAAGUUCAAAGCUGUGAAGGAUUGGGAGACCCUGCUUGCUUUUAUGUUGGUGUGAUUUUUAUUUUAAAUGGAAUGAUGAUGGGAUUGUUCUUCGCAUAUGGUACAUACUUGAGUGGGACUCACCUUGGAGGUCUAAUUACAGUAUUAUGCUACUUUUUCAACCAUGGAGAGGCUACUCGGGUGAUGUGGACACCACCUCUCCGGGAAAGUUUCUCAUAUCCAUUUCUGGUACUUCAGAUGUACAUUUUAACUAUGAUUCUCAGGACCUUGAACAACAGUAGAAGAUUUUUUGUUGCACUCUGCCUUUCCAAUGUUGCUUUUAUGCUUCCCUGGCAAUUUGCUCAGUUUAUACUUUUUACACAGAUAGCUUCAUUAUUUCCUAUGUAUGUUGUGGGGUACAUUGAGCCAAACAAAUUUCAGAAGAUCAUCUAUAUGAACAUGAUUUCAGUUCUCCUUUGUUUUGUGUUGAUGUUUGGAAAUCCAAUGUAUUUAUCGUCUUAUUAUUCUUCAUCUUUGUUAAUGACAUUGGUGAUAAUUCUAAAGAGAAAUAAACUUCAAAGAUUGGGAGUAUCUGAACUCCACUUUUGGGUAAUUCAAGGUUGUGCUUGGUUUUGUGGAACAAUCAUUUUGAAAUUUCUGACAUCUAAAAUUUUAGGUGUUUCAGACCAUAUACGCCUGAGUGACCUUAUAGCAGCCAGAAUCUUAAGAUACACAGAUUUUGAUACUUUAAUUUACACUUGUGCUCCUGAAUUUGACUUCAUGGAAAAAGCGACACCACUGAGAUACACAAAGACAUUAUUGCUUCCAGUUGUUAUGAUGAUUACUUAUUUUAUCUUUAAAAAGGCCUUUCGUGAUAUUUUGUGUGUCUUAUCUACAAACACUUAUCUAAGAAAACAGCUCCUCGAACAUGGCGAGCUUAUUUUUCACACAUUGCAGUUUUUUGCAUUUUCUUCCCUUGCCAUUUUAAUUAUGAGGCUGAAGCUGUUUUUGACACCUCACAUGUGUGUUAUGGCUUCCCUGAUAUGCUCUCGGCGGCUCUUUGGCUGGCUUUUUUGCAGAGUUCGUUUUGAGAAUUUUAUCUUUGGCAUUCUAACAGUGAUGUCAUUACAAGGUUGUGCAAACCUCCAUAAUCAAUGGAGCAUAAUAGGAGAAUUUAAUAAUUUGCCCCAGGAAGAACUAAUACAGUGGAUCAAAUACAAUACCAGACCAGAUGCUGUUUUCGCAGGUGCCAUGCCUACAAUGGCAAGUGUCAAGCUCUCCACUCUUCACCCCAUUGUGAAUCACCCACAUUAUGAGGAUGCAGACUUGAGGGCUCGGACAAAAAUAGUUUAUUCUGCAUAUAGUCGAAAAUCUGCAAAAGAAGUGAGAGAUAAGUUGUUGGAGUUACACGUGAAUUACUACAUUUUAGAGGAGGCAUGGUGUGUUGUGAGAACUAAACCGGGUUGCAGUAUGCUUGAAAUCUGGGAUGUGGAAGACCCUUCCAACUCAGCUAGCCCUCCCUUAUGUAGCGUCUUGCUCAAGGAUGCGAGGCCUUACUUCACCACAGUGUUUCAGAAUAGUAUGUACAGAGUAUUAAAGGUUAACUGAGAGCGAGACCACCCUUUACACCGUGGUGCAAAGAAGUGUGACAAAAAUAGCCACUUUAGUUUAUUUACAUUAAUAAAAAUCACAAGCUUUAAUAAGGGACCCUUAAAAAGAAGAUAAUAAAAAUGAUCUAAAGUU
Molecule: messenger RNA, 2637 nt
Organism: Camelus dromedarius (Arabian camel)
Lineage: Eukaryota; Metazoa; Chordata; Mammalia; Artiodactyla; Camelidae
Gene: DPY19L2
Product: dpy-19 like 2
Exons: 22
Coding region: 184-2502 (772 amino acids)
Biological process (GO): spermatid development
Cellular component (GO): nuclear inner membrane
Molecular function (GO): mannosyltransferase activity
Source: RefSeq, a predicted model, not a curated record